AUGGACCCGCUGCCGGCGGCGCCGGUGCCGGAUGCGGAUCCCCUGCCCUCGGUGCCGGUAGGAUGCGCGUCCCCUGCCCCCGGUGCCGGUGCCGGUGCGGGCGCUGCCGCCGCUGCCGGGGAGGCGGGCGGGAGGCGGGCCGGUGACUCAUGGCUUCCCAACGGCGGCGGCUCCUCCCCGCGGCCGCCGGCCCCGCGCAGCCCCCGGCACAUGGGCCGCGGCUCCGGCAGCGCGGAGCUGGCCAUGGCCGCACCGCCCGCCCGCUGCCCCGACUGCCCGGGGCCGGAGCGGGGGGGCGGCGGCGGGACCCCCGCCGUGCCACACCUCGGCAUUGCGGUGGACGAGGGGGACGUGCUGCCCGGGGCGCUGCGGAUCGUGCGGCGGCUGAGACCCGCCUGGGAUCCGGCCGCGGUGAAGACCAAGCUCUUCACUGAUGGCAUCACCAACAAGCUGGUGGCCUGCUACAUGGACGAGGGCAUGGUGGACGCGCUGCUGGUGCGAGUGUACGGCAGGAAAACCGAGCUGCUGGUGGACAGGGAGACGGAGCUGAGGAAUUUCCAGGUGCUCCGAGCCCACGGUUGCGCCCCCGACCUCUACUGCUCCUUCCAGAACGGGCUCUGCUACCAAUUCCUGCCGGGAAUCGCGCUGGGACCCGACCACGUGAGGGAUCCCCACAUCUUCAGGCUGGUGGCCCGGGAGAUGGCCCGAGUCCACGCCAUCCACGCCAACGGGAGCCUCCCCCGGCCCAUGCUGUGGCAGAAGCUGCACAAAUACCUCAGCCUGGUGAAGACAGAGCUCAGCCCAAAGGUAUCCAACGCCAGCCUCCCGCGGGACGUGCCCAGCCCCGAGGCGCUGGAGCAGGAGCUGGCCUGGAUGGAGGAGACGCUGUCGCAGCUGGGGUCCCCCGUGGUGCUGUGUCACAACGACCUCCUGUGCAAGAACAUCAUCUACGACAGGACACGAGAGCGCGUGCGCUUCAUCGACUACGAGUACACGGGCUACAACUACCAGGCCUUCGACAUCGGCAACCACUUCAACGAGUUCGCAGGUGUGAAGGAGGUGGAUUAUGGCCUCUACCCUGGCAAGGAGACGCAGCUGCAGUGGCUGCACUCCUACCUGCAGGCCUACAAGGAGCUCACCCAGGGCCACCCAGGUGACAGCCAGGUGUCCCAGGAGGAGCUGGAGACCCUCUACGUGCAAGUGAACAAGUUCUCCUUGGCGUCCCAUUUCCUCUGGGCCUGCUGGGGCCUGAUCCAGGAUAAAUAUUCCACCAUAGACUUUAAUUUCUUACGAUAUGCAAAGUUAAGGUUUAAACAGUACUUCAAGAUGAAGCCGGUGGUCACAGCCCUGCAGGUCCCCAAGUAGGGGCCGCCCCGAGCUCUCCUGUCCUGGCCGUGCCCUCGCGCCCCCCUCGCCCAGCGGUGCCAAGGGGGACAAGAGGAGCCCUGCCCCGGCCACCACCGCUCCCAGGAGAGCCUGGCCACCCCCAAGACUGGACCACGAGAUGCUGGAGAGGACCAGGGCCCCGCGAGGCCCCAGCCCACGCCAGGAAGCCCCACCACCGCCUUAACGCCCGGUGCCGGUGCCCGGCAGGUCCGUGCCCCGCUGGCACUGCUGCUGCUGCCCGGCCUGGCACCAACCCCUCCCCUGCGCUGUCCCCGAGGGGGACACGGCGUCACCCCGGCCGCUCAGGGCCCCCAGAGCUGCCCCACUGUCCCCUCCUGCCCCGCUGGGUGCCACCCUCAAAGCAGCGCUGUCCCAUGUCCCUGCUGGCCCCCAGCACGGGACCCUUGUCCCUGAGGGGUGGCAGCUGUGGGCAAAGGGGCAGUGCCAGCCGUGAGCCCCUGGCACCUGUGGGGUGCUGCUGUGGGCACGGGGUGCCCGCCCCCCCUGCGUCGUUCCAGCCCGGGGGUGUCCCCACAGCUGCCCCUGCCUGUCCCCACUGUCCCCUUGGCUUGGUGGCUUCUCCCCCGCCCCCAGCUCUGCCCCCAGGGGGUCUGGGGACAUCCAGGGAGGUCUGUCCUGCCUGUCCCCACCCCUGUCCUCCUCCCUUGGCUGUGUCCCCAUCCCUGGCAGGAGGUGGCACGGAGCUGCCCCGCUCCAGGACCGGGCACAGCUUCACCCCCACCCCCCUGCCCUGCUGAGCCCGUCGAGCUCAGCUCAGCAAUCAGGGCCCUGUGCCCCCCCUGCUGUGGGGACAAGGUGACUGUCCCUUCCCCAGGCACAGGGACCUCCCCCACAGCCCUGUGCCACCUCAGCUGUGGGGACAAGGUGGCUGUCCCUUCUCCAGGCACAGGGAUGUCCCCGAGAGCCCUGUACCCACCUUGGCUGUGGGGACAAGGUGACUGUCCCUUCUCCAGGCACAGGGAUGUCCCCCAGGCAGACCCAGGGCUGCUGGCACGUCCGUGUUUGUUUCAGUGGGAAAUAAAAGCUGCUGGUAGCUGGAAUUUGGGGCUGUGGAUCUGGGGCUGGAGCAGGGGCAGCCCCCCCGGGCUCUGGGGGUGCUCCUGUCCCUUCUGUACCCCAAGAUGUCCCCAUCCAACCCUCACCCCCACUCUGGUGAAGCCCAAGCCCCUUUCUCUGCUCCAAAAAGUCACUUUUAUUGUGCCAAGGGCCAAGGGGAGGAACGAUUGUAAACAGGGAUGUGAAAUAUACAGGUUAAGUUACUCGUCGUCUUAUUAACAAAAUAAAGCUCUAUCUAUAUUUACAAUCUUUAAAAAACAAAACGAAACAACAAAAAAAUAAAAAGUAAUGGAAGAGAGACAAGAAGAGCUGCAGCUGUGGGGGGGGGACACAUCUGCUGCCAGUCCCUCUGCAGCACAGCCUGGCCCAG
Pyrgilauda ruficollis (rufous-necked snowfinch) is the source of this 2833-nucleotide messenger RNA. It is a transcript of the gene ETNK2, whose product is annotated as ethanolamine kinase 2. Gene Ontology annotation, molecular function: ethanolamine kinase activity. Lineage: Eukaryota; Metazoa; Chordata; Aves; Passeriformes; Passeridae. The transcript has 9 exons. Gene Ontology annotation, cellular component: cytoplasm. Gene Ontology annotation, biological process: phosphatidylethanolamine biosynthetic process. The record is from RefSeq and is a predicted model, not a curated record. Bases 1 to 1365 code for a protein of 454 amino acids.